Molecule: messenger RNA, 1740 nt
Organism: Bipolaris zeicola 26-R-13
Lineage: Eukaryota; Fungi; Ascomycota; Dothideomycetes; Pleosporales; Pleosporaceae
Exons: 3
Coding region: 1-1740 (579 amino acids)
Source: RefSeq, a predicted model, not a curated record
AUGUCCGACAUCACAACCCAACACACCCUAGCCAUUACUCCAUCGUCUCGUCAAGACAUUGUCAGUGCACUGCUCAGCGACUAUGGAAAUUCCUUUGAGCCGGACGGCAAGUCCCCGUCAGUCUACUCCCCUGCGUCAGUGACCAAGGAGCUCCCUCCGCCUCCGCCACGAUCAGACAGCAUCGCGCGCAAACCUGUACCUGCUUCAGAGCGAAUGGAUGCCAAAUUCCAACUUCGAGAAGACCAAGACGCACCCCUAUCGCCAUCUAGCUCAGUCGGAGGCUCCCCACGACCAAGGAAGCGCAUUGUGUCACGUAGCCUGUCUCGCGGUUCCAGACCGGCUUCGCUGAAGCUGACCAUCAGCAACGGGUCAACAGCAACAGUCCCUUCACCAUCGGCCUUUCCAUUGCCGUCUCAAUCCAUUCCUUCACCAGUCUCUGCAGUAGAAGAUCUUCCCCCGCCACCUCCACCUAAAUCGGAUCGAAGGGAGGAAAUGGGAGGUAGAGUUUCAAAGCAAGCCAGGGAGCGGAAUGAUUCGCUCUUGUCGCAAAACAAGUCGAGUGACGCCUCGCCGCCAGUUGUGAAGCGCAAAGCUGUUCCAGAGGCUGUCAAGGCUUUCAAGAGCCUGGCAGAACUAGGAAAUGGUCCACGAGGAAGAAAGGCCGUGCCAACAGCUCCCACGUCUGCACCCAAGAGGGAAAAUAUCGAGAGCAAAGUAAGUGUGAGCAAAAUGGAGAACUCUCAACCGAAAAAGAAUCUGCCCAAUAUGCAAGCUCAGCUCCCGCCAACACCCGACGAGGAAAAGGAGGAUACGGCAUCUUUGGCACAACCAAAGAAGGUCUUUGGUCUGCCCUCGAAUCCACGUGUCAACUCUCUAGGAUCGCCUGUGAACGUGCAGGGGAAGAGCAGUACAGGCUUGAGUGUAUUGAAGGCACAAAGGCCGGCUCCCUCACCCCCUACAGUCAACAUACACGCUACUACCCCAGAGCCGACACCUUCUCCAACACUAAAACCCAUUCUCGCGGAACCAGACGCUGGAAUCUCACCCGUCUCGCCCUUGCCUCCCCCGACCAACCCGAGGACUUCAUCCAUUUACGAGCAGUCUCCUGUUGUCGCUGAGCCCAUCGCCGAGCCACAGCAACAACCUCCAGUAUCAAUGCAACAAGAGAUCAAGCCAGAAUACACAAACCCUGCGCCUCCAUAUGCGCCAACACCACCAAUCAACGCCAAGCCACCUGCUCGCAUCACCUCACUCGAGUUCCCACCACGCUCUGAUUCUCGUCCUUUGAGCGCGCCCUCGCGCCCCACGUCCAUCAGCGUCGGCAUCCCAAAUAUAUCCCCAUCUCCCGGACCUUCCAUCCCUCCAUCCCCCGUCGCUAAAGACAACGAACCCGAAAUCGCCACGGAACCGAAAGAAGUCACGGAGCCCACCGAAGCCAUGGAACCCGCAACACCUCCUCCCUUUGUGCCCCUAACCGAGCAAUCCAUCCCCGUACCCUCCUCGCUCGUCCCACAAGUCACAAACAAGCACCUACACUGUUACACCGGCCACGCCCAGAACAUCUGGUCCAACAAUGUCUUCCAGCCCAUGGCCUGCAUGGUCUGUCGCGAGAACGGCAAGGAACGCAAGUGGUGCUGCACAUGGUGCCAACUCCGCAUCUGCAAGGCCUGCAGCGACGACCUCAUACGUACCCCCGCGCGCAACCUCGCUCUCUUGCUGGAUGCAAAGUCGAAAGCGUAG